AUGUCCGAAGGCGACGCAAAGAAGGGUGCCGGUCUGUUCAAGACGCGUUGUGCACAAUGCCACACUGUUGAGAAGGGUGGUCCGCACAAGGUCGGACCGAACCUCUUUGGUCUCUUUGGCCGUAAAACAGGACAGGCAGAGGGCUACUCCUACACCGCUGCGAACGUCAACAAAGGCAUCACCUGGGAUGAUACCACCCUCUUCGAGUACCUCGAGAACCCGAAGAAGUACAUCCCUGGUACGAAGAUGGCGUUCGCUGGGUUGAAGAAGGAGAAGGACAGGAGGGACUUGAUCGCGUAUUUGAAGGAGUCGGAUAAAUAA
Fomitiporia mediterranea MF3/22 is the source of this 321-nucleotide messenger RNA. RefSeq names its product cytochrome c. The record is from RefSeq and is a predicted model, not a curated record. Gene Ontology annotation, molecular function: electron transfer activity; heme binding. The coding region runs from base 1 to 321 and encodes 106 amino acids. Gene Ontology annotation, cellular component: mitochondrial intermembrane space. The transcript is spliced from 4 exons. Lineage: Eukaryota; Fungi; Basidiomycota; Agaricomycetes; Hymenochaetales; Hymenochaetaceae. Gene Ontology annotation, biological process: mitochondrial electron transport, ubiquinol to cytochrome c; mitochondrial electron transport, cytochrome c to oxygen.